AUGCCGAAGCAUGCAGGGAUCACCUCCGUGAUCUGGACUACGGGCCAAAUAGUGAGGGACGGCUCCGUGCAGGAGAAAGUUCAAGAAAUCGUGGACGACGUGCCAGCGACAGUCGCUUGUUGCCGCCAGUUCCCACAGUGGCGGCCUGAAGCAGUGGAGAUGCUCGGACUCGACCAGGCGAGGCAGCUCGAAGUUGACAGUGCAGGUGCGGAGUGGAGGCGACCGAUCCGUGGGCGGGUGCGGCUGCCGCGGCAGUUCACUGGCAUGGAGACGGCGGCCGCGGCGGGGCACUGCCGCAGGACGCUGCCUGGCGAGGGUGGCAUUGGCGCGCAGCCGGUGCAGGGCCCGGCCUCCACGCCGUUGGCGCAGCUCCGCAUCGUGAACGGCACGCAGCUCCACUUGGUGAACAAGGAGGCCAGCAUCGCUGCCCAGGUGCUCACAAAGGUGCCGGUGCCUGCGGCGCCCGAGGAGCCCGUGGCGAAGGGCGGCGGCUCAUCCCAAAGUGGCGCCGCCGCGCCGGCCGCUUCCUCAUCUGCAGGCUCGUCUUCCUCGAAGCCGCAGACGUCGGCGCCCCCCCCGCCUGCGGCCCCUGGCUCGGCUGACGACGACAAGCUGAAGGUGAAUCCGAAAUUUCAGAGCUUCGACGCCUACUUGAGGGACCGGAGGUUCGACACAGCAUCUCUUCCGGGCUCGCAGAUCUACAAGACUAGCCGAGUCACGCAGAACGGGAUGAUCAAGAUACCACCAGCCGUCUCGAUCAAGCAGCAGCAAUUUCGGCACGUGGACACUUUAUCCGUCAUCAACGUUCCAGAGAUCGAGAAUUUCAUUGGGUACUGGCAGCACCACCUCCUCGAGAACGCCAUGCAGCGCGUAGGUCACUCCACCACCUGCCUGGGGCACGGCCGCGGAUUAUCUGGAGGACACGAAUUACGAUGA
Molecule: messenger RNA, 936 nt
Organism: Prorocentrum cordatum
Lineage: Eukaryota; Dinophyceae; Prorocentrales; Prorocentraceae
Source: the annotation of a GenBank genome assembly